Molecule: messenger RNA, 1881 nt
Organism: Oryza sativa Japonica Group (Japanese rice)
Lineage: Eukaryota; Viridiplantae; Streptophyta; Magnoliopsida; Poales; Poaceae
Source: RefSeq, a predicted model, not a curated record
AAAAUCUGUUUAUUUGCUCAGAGUUCGAAGGCUAACCGACAUAUACUGAUCCCAACAAGAGUCCGAGAAACUUGCGAGUUCCAACGGCAAAACCCCAUCAUUCUCGUCUCGUCUCCAUGGCGAUCGAGAUGGGAAAGCGGAAGCGGCCGGUGGACGACGGCGGCGACUCAUCCGAGCCCGAGCUCCCCGCCGACAUCAUCACCCACAUCACCGGCCGCCUCACCUCGCAGGUCGACUUCCUCAACUGCCGCAACGUCUGCCCGUCCUGGGAGCGCGCGCUGCGCGGCGAGGCGCGCCGCCUCGCCGCCGCGGUGGAGCGCGUCCCGUGGCUGCUCCUCGCCGCCAAGGCCGAUGGCUCCUACCUCGGCCGCCGUCAAGCGGGUGACGUCGCGGCUGUGCAGCUCCCCGGCCGCCACGUGCGCCUCGGCCGCCGCGAGAUCUGCCUCGGGUGCUCGUCCGGGUGGCUCGUCGUGGCGAACGACUUCGGGUACGCGCGCCUCGUUAACCCGCUCACCGCCGCCACCGCGCCGCUCCCGCCGCUCUGGAGGCUGCCCUACCUCGACGCCGCCCACGGCUACGACGGGUGCGUCGGUAGCUUCCUGUACGUGGACGAACACCACCGCGGCGGGCCGGGCGUGGCGUUCUCGUUCGACGGCCUCUGCGACCUCGUCCUGCUCAAGGCCGUCGUCGUCGACAUCAGCGACGGCGGCGCCACCGUCGCCGUCCUCUACAGGAGGGAGAGGGAGUUCGCCAUGGCACGCACGGGCCAGCGCUCGUGGCGUCUCGUCAACAACAAGCUGGACGGAAUCGUCGACAUGGCGAGGCACGGGGACGGCAAGCUCUACACGGUGCACCUCUCCGGCAAGGUCGCGCGCUGGAAGUUCGACUGCAACGUCCGCAGGUCGCCGGAGAUUCUCGAGUCGGUGCUGGUCAUCGACUCGCCCUACCACUACGUCGUCAAGGCGGACAACAACGUCAACGCCAUCACCAUGUCCCGGGAAUACGAACACGACCACCGCGACCGCGCCGGCGAGUGCUGCUACCUCGUCGGAGCGCCGCGCGGCACGCUCUACCUCCUCAAGCGGGUGUACAAGCACAAGCAGGUCGGCAGCGACGGCGGCGGCGGAGGCCGGACGCAGCGCACCACGGCGACGUUCCACGUCUGGCACCUGACAUGGGCCAGCGACGGCGGCAUGGAGUGGCCGGCCACCAUGGACGGCGCCGCCAUCUACCAUAACCUGGCGACGUUCGUCAGCUACACCGGCGCGGUGUGCGUCGGCAAGAGGGACGCCGACGCCGUGCUCGCCGGUGGCGCCGUGUACUUCACCGAGGACGCCGCCGGCUACGCCGGCGCCGCCAUGGCGGAGGACUUCGGCGUGAGGAGGAUCAACAUCAGGAGGCAAAAAAGCAGGAGGAUCACGAGGAUGACGCGGUUAGACGACGAGUCGAUGAAGAGGAUCAAGGACAAGUUGGAGGAUGAGGAGAGCGAGGAGGUGAAGCCGCUCGGGCGAUGCAUGAACUGGCCUCCUCCGUUUUGGUUCAUCCCAAGUCUUGAUGAUAGCCUUGGAGCUGCGCCGCCGGGGAAGUAAGCUUAAUUUUAGUUACCUUUUAGUGAUGAUCAACUCAUCAUUAUGCAGCCCAUUGUUCGGAAUUUAGCUUGGAGGAUUGAUUCUGUAGUUAGACCUCGCGCCGUUGCUAUGUGAAUUUGGUAUGAUAAUAUUAUUAGAAAUGUAAUGUAGAAUACAUGGCGUAACUUUAUGUGGUUAUACAUUUAUGUUUUUUAUUUUUUUAAUAGAAAGAAGUUCAAGUGGUAAUUUGUAAAAUUUACAAUGAGAGUAUGGGGAUAUCAUAUUCACUGCCACCACCACCACCUUCUUCUUA